Molecule: messenger RNA, 2459 nt
Organism: Capsicum annuum
Lineage: Eukaryota; Viridiplantae; Streptophyta; Magnoliopsida; Solanales; Solanaceae
Product: electron transfer flavoprotein-ubiquinone oxidoreductase, mitochondrial
Exons: 17
Coding region: 191-1996 (601 amino acids)
Biological process (GO): electron transport chain
Cellular component (GO): mitochondrial inner membrane
Molecular function (GO): iron-sulfur cluster binding; electron-transferring-flavoprotein dehydrogenase activity
Source: RefSeq, a predicted model, not a curated record
AAUCAUAAUGAACAAAAUCGAACCACAUGCACACCCUACUUCCGUAUCAAUGUUGUGUCAAAAUAUGGAAAGCGGCUUAUGUGUUUGGGCAAUUUUGGUUUUAUAAAGUCGAUGAGAAAGAAAGCAAAAAGCGUUAUAGUUGUAGUUAUUGAAUCAUCGGGACCAGUCGUUUAUACUGAACACAAAUAUCAUGUAUAAGUUGGUCAAUUCUUGCUCAAAAUCCAAAUUUAUACCUCUUUUAUCUUAUCCAAGCCCUGCAAUAUCAGCCAAUUGGGCCUCAAGUUCAAGAAAUGAAAUUUCUAAAAGAAAUUCAAGGUUUUCCCGGGUUUUAGGGGGUGAAAGUGGAAGAGUUAGGAGUUAUAGUAGUGAAUCAGAUAAAGAAUGUAUUGAGUAUGAUGUGGUGAUUGUUGGAGCUGGACCAGCUGGGCUAUCAGCUGCUAUUAGGUUCAAACAAUUAUGCCAACAAAAAGAUGCUCACCUAUCAGUCUGUGUUGUAGAGAAAGGAGCUGAUGUGGGUGCUCAUAUCUUGUCUGGAAACAUAUUUGAGCCACGGGCACUCAAUGAACUCUUUCCCCGCUGGAAACAGGAACAGGCUCCCGUUGAUGUCCCUGUUACUUCUGAUAAUUUUUGGCUACUUUCACAAAACCGUGCCUUUUCAAUUCCAAGCCCAUUUGGCAAUAAUGGGAAUUAUGUCAUAAGUUUGAGUCAGUUGGUACGUUGGUUGGGGAAGAAAGCUGAAGAGCUAGGAGUUGAAAUAUACCCAGGUUUUGCUGCUAGUGAGAUUUUAUGCAACGAACACAACGAGGUUACUGGUAUUGCUACUAAUGAUAUGGGAGUGGCAAAAGAUGGUUCCAGAAAAGAGAACUACCAGCGCGGUGUUGCACUGAAGGGGCGUGUUACUCUCCUUGCAGAAGGGUGUAGAGGAUCUCUAUCAGAGAAAUUAAUCAAGAAGUACAACUUGAGAGAGAGAGGGCAGGGGCAACAUCAAACCUAUGCUUUAGGAAUUAAAGAGGUCUGGGAGAUUGAUGCAGACAAACAUCAACCUGGUUCUGUGCUUCACACACUUGGUUGGCCUUUGGACCAGAAGACCUAUGGAGGUUCUUUCUUGUAUCAUAUGAAGGACAGACAGGUCGCUGUCGGCCUUGUGGUUGCUCUAAAUUAUCAGAACCCUUUCUUGAACCCUUACGAGGAAUAUCAGAGGCUUAAAUGUCAUCCUGCUAUUAGGCCACUUCUUGAGGGUGGAACGGUUCUCCAAUAUGGUGCUCGGACUUUAAAUGAAGGAGGUUUUCAGUCUAUUCCAUAUCCAGUUUUCCCUGGUGGAGCAAUUAUAGGAUGCUCAGCUGGCUUCUUAAAUGUACCAAAGAUUAAGGGCACUCAUACAGCUAUGAAAUCAGGAAUGCUAGCGGCAGAAUCUGCAUUCAGCAUGCUCCAAGAAGGCUUGAAGAUGGAAAAUUAUUGGGACAAUUUACGAAGUUCAUGGAUAUGGGAAGAACUAUAUACUGCAAGGAACUAUCGCCCGGCAUUUGAGUAUGGGCUCUAUCCUGGUUUAGCUUUAAGUGCUGUAGAGCAUUACAUACUCAAGGGUAGAUCUCCAGUCACUCUGAAUCAUGGGAAACCUGAUCAUGAAGCAACAAGGGAAGCCCAAUUAUUCUCACCAAUUGAGUACCCAAAGCCAGAUGAUGCUGUAUCUUUUGAUAUAUCGACCUCGCUGUACAGGAGCAACACAAAUCAUGAUCAUAACCAACCAUCUCAUCUUCAUCUGAGAGACCCUACCAUUCCAGAAAAUGUCAACUUGCCCAAGUAUGCUGGAUCUGAGGCACGAUAUUGUCCUGCACGAGUUUAUGAGUACAUACCGGAUGAGACCGGUGACUUAAAGUUGCAGAUCAAUGCUCAGAACUGCUUGCACUGCAAGGCCUGCAGUAUCAAAGAUCCGACACAGAAUAUUGAAUGGACAGUCCCAGAAGGUGGAGGCGGCCCUGGUUACACAAUCAUGUAGAUGAUCUUCAGCAACUCAUGAACUGCUAAAAAUAGAUUCUAACCCUGUAAGAUGAAUAGAAAAGUUCAAAAGAAAAUGACGCUCUUCUUGCUCGUACUUUAUCUUGGAUGCUAUACGUUGCUGGAUUUAAAUAGAUUCAAGAGCGAGGAAAUUAAGAAUAAGGCUGUGUGGCCAAAACAUUUUGAAUGUGAUGGUGAGAACCAUUUUGAUCUUUCCUUGAAGUAUUUGCCGAUAUUGUGGGAAAGAAGAUAUAUAGAUUAAGCAACGUGUUAUAAAUAUGGGCAAUACAAAAUAGUAUAAAGCAAAAAUGGAGACGAGUUAUUGGAGAGAAUACUUCUUAUUUGUUUCUUCUGUGUUAAUUACUGGAUGAGAAACAUCUCUUUUAUGGGGUAUGAAAUCAUCUAAUGUUACAACUCUUUAUGAGAGUAUUAAUAAGAUCCGUUAUAUAAGUAUUAUUAUCGUA